CGAAAGAUUUCAUGACCACAGCCACAAAACACAAAUAGAAGAUAACCAAAAUACAAGGACGCCGAACAUCUUCACCCUCGUCGUUGUGCUGUUCUAUUUUCUACUUCCACUUAUUCAACUAUUCAACAAUUCAACGAUGGCAGGCGAGAAGGAUAAUGAGGCGAGACUUGUGGCCGACAUAAUUCGAACGUUGCAGAAGCAUCUGCAAUGUGUUAUUUGCUUUGAAACACUGAGAGACCCUAUGACAACACGCUGUGGACACACUUUCUGUCAAGUUUGCAUUAUUAGAGUUGUGAAAGGAAAGAAUGCACUUUGCCCUUUGUGCAAUGCUCGCAUCAAUCGCCGUGGCGUUGUUGAAAAUGAAAAAAUACGAGGUGUUGUUCAAGCUGUGCAUGUUAUUAUUUCUAGUGCACAGAAGGACAUUGCGGAUAUGGGCUGUGACGAUGUACUUCAGCUUUUGAAGGAAAGUACCCACUCAAACACUCGUCAAUCUCUCCCACCCAUUGAGCACGAUAAUUUAGAUCAAUCUUCCACUUCUGGUGACCAGAAAACUGUUUCGAAGAGAAGUAAGAAGGUUGAGUCGUGGCUCUUGGAUGUGCAUGCGCCAAGUGCUAGUCAGGUAUCGAUUCAGUCACUCCAACCUGUUGUUGUCCAACAAUCCAACAGUCCAACCAAUGGAGAUUCUGACUCAGAAAUGGAAUCGGUCUCUCAAAUUAAUCCUGAUCAGACGAGUAGGAAGAAACCAUUAUCAGCUUAUAUUGAAGAUGAUUGUGAGCCUCCAAGUCAUGUGAAAAAACCACUAUUGCAGAAAUCAAAGACAUUGCUUGCACCCAAAAGAAUGGGUCAACUAAAUGUGAAAGCUAAACAAGAAUCCCUUAAGGGAUUUGGGGCUCUUAAAAUAACACCAACAAAGGCAGGCUCCAAGACAUCAACAGGAGAUCCUGAAAUGAAGGUCCCUGAUCCUGUCAUAGUUGUACUGGACCUGGAUAAAGAAAACACCAACUCACCUGGCUGGUCUCAUGUUCAAAAUAUGAAGAAAGAUUUUCAGAUUUCCCCUGCACCUAGUAUUGAAGAUCCUGGCAGCAGUGAUGAACUGCCAUGCUUGAAUCUUUCAUUAGAUAGUCCAGUGCUGAAAAAGAAAAACAGGGUCAAUGAAAUUGUAAACAGCCUCCAGUCAGAAAUUGAAGUAUGUGAGAGAUCUAUGUUACCUGUUAAAAAAAGGAGUGAAAAGAAUCUCUCAUUACAUUCUAGAAAUAUAAAGAAACGCUUAGUUGCGCCAUCUUGUUCAGGUUUUUCUGACCACCAGACUAUUGUGAAGUUUCUGAAACUUGGGCGUUUGACUACAAAGAAAUCUCCAAAUGUGCCUUUUUACCUGAGGGGCUCAUUACAGCACAUGCGUUGUAAGGAUGUUACAAGGACACCCUUCAGGCUGCUGCAGGAUGCUCAAGCACAAACAGAGUCUGUUCUGGUGAGAAGUCCACAAAUGACCAAGAAUAAGUCUUUUGACAAUCAAGGAGAAAGCCCUGUUCACGUUUCAAGUAUUCCCAUGGCAAGGAGAAGUUUGGGUGCCCAAUCAGAUGUUGAUAUGGAUGCCGAAACAUUGCUGUUAACCCAACCCUUGAAACCACCCGUUCAAGAAAGUAGAGCCAUUAGCCCUAUAUCUCUACUCAACGAGGCAACAGCUAUUUCAGAAACAGAAAUUAUUGAAUGUACCUACCCUCAGAAUGAUGUUCAAUUUCAAACCUCAGAUGCAUUCAUAACUGGUCGAGAUGUAGCUAUUAAUCUUGAGAAGACCUGUGGAACAGUGCAUCAAGACAGAAAACAAUCUCAAGAUUCCAAACUCAGUUGUGGCUCACUAGAUGUCAUAGGAAGAAGUCCUAAGAAGAAAGUUACUUUAGAAGCUGCUUCAAAUGAUAUUCCUCAAGUGGAUCUUGAUGAUGAUUCAAGCUCCAGUGUCGGCCCAGACAUAAGUUCUAAACGCCCCCGGCCAUUGGGCAGCUUUAGUGACUCGUCAGACUCUGAUGUUGGUGUGUCUAAAAAACAGAAACAGAAGAAAAAGAAAAUUCAGGUGCUAUCUGACAACGAGAAUAGUUGUAGCUCUCAUAAUGAUGAUGCUGAUAUUAGCAUUGUAGACACGUCAAAAAUAAUGGCAAAUAUUGAAGCCCGGCUUGCAGAAGAGGAAAGGAUGCAAUCAGCAGGGUGGCUAAAUGAAGUGGUGAACUCAGAACCAGUGAAUGAAAGAUUUGAAGACUGCUUGGAUGUUUUGUCCAACACAUCAAAAAACCAAAUUGACAGUGAUGGUGAUUCUGAAGUCAUAAACCCCACUCCUCAGAAGCAAUUUUCAUUUACUUCAAGGCAAACAACUCAAUCAGAUGAUAUUGUCCCAAGUUCGCAGCCUCCAAUUCCCACAAUUCCCAGCCAUAGACUUGUACCCCCUUUACUUGGAGACAACCACAAAGACUCAAUAGGAAGCAAACCUAACGACCUGCCUCAAGAAGACCUGCUUGAGUCACUGGGUAACCAGAGAAAUACUUGUGAGGAUAUUCAAAUAGUGGAGAACCAUGCGUCUUCCCAAGCACCAGUGACUGAAGAUGCUUCUGAGUCAAACCUUUUCUCUGAUCCUGUAGAAGUUACAGAGACCAGAAACGGAGAGAAUGCAGAAGAUGCACUUAAAACCACUAAGCUGCAAUUUGUCUGUAGCAGUCUUCCUGGCAAUUUAGUAGCGCAGGUCGAAAAGCUUGCAAAUAUUGUUAAAGCUGAAUUUUCUUCCAAAUUCACGUCUGAUACAUCACAUCUCAUUGUUCGAGUGGAUGAAAGUAAUAGGGCUGACAAAACCUUGAAAUACCUUUGUGCUGUUGCUGCUGGAAAAUGGGUUGUCUCCUUUGCAUGGGUGGAGAAAUGCAUAGAAGCCGGGAAACUUUUACCAGAGGAACCUUUUGAAGCACUAGAUGCCACAGGUGAGCCAGGCCCUCAACGUUCACGAGAGUCUCGCCUCUCCAAGAAGAAUCUGUUCAGUGGCUUUGAGUUCUGUUGCAUUGGUGAUUUUCCGGAUAUAUCAAAAGCUCAAAUGCAGGCUUUAUUAAUUGAUUGUGGCGCCUCCAUGGUUAGCAAGCCAACCGAAUUCUCUUUGCAGCAACGCAUUAUACCAGUAGCGCUUGCUCAAUGGGACGAAUCCAAAGAAGCAGAAUAUAAUAACUGGCUGGAAGAGUACUGCACUCCUCUUGUUCAGCAUGAGUGGGUUUUGGACUGCAUCGGAAAAUUUUCUGUAACAUCUUUCUCAGCGAUGCUGCUAUGUGAUGUCUCUGAAGACUACCUUGCGUCUAUGGGUAUUCCAUCUUACCUGUUUGAGUUAACUGAAUCCGAGCAGUGAUCUACUACAGCAAAUGAUUUGGAGUCUGCAAUAAAUCUGUAAUUUUAUUUUAUCAUA
Thrips palmi is the source of this 3427-nucleotide messenger RNA. RefSeq names its product breast cancer type 1 susceptibility protein homolog. The transcript is spliced from 11 exons. Bases 137 to 3370 code for a protein of 1077 amino acids. Gene Ontology annotation, molecular function: ubiquitin-protein transferase activity. Lineage: Eukaryota; Metazoa; Arthropoda; Insecta; Thysanoptera; Thripidae. Gene Ontology annotation, cellular component: BRCA1-A complex; plasma membrane; BRCA1-BARD1 complex. The record is from RefSeq and is a predicted model, not a curated record. Gene Ontology annotation, biological process: negative regulation of fatty acid biosynthetic process; double-strand break repair via homologous recombination; positive regulation of transcription by RNA polymerase II.